This is a messenger RNA of Mytilus californianus (California mussel), 709 nucleotides long. RefSeq names its product 28S ribosomal protein S16, mitochondrial-like. Gene Ontology annotation, biological process: mitochondrial translation. NCBI's taxonomy places the organism in Eukaryota, Metazoa, Mollusca, Bivalvia, Mytilida, Mytilidae. Gene Ontology annotation, molecular function: structural constituent of ribosome. The coding region runs from base 191 to 688 and encodes 165 amino acids. Gene Ontology annotation, cellular component: mitochondrial small ribosomal subunit; ribosome. The transcript is spliced from 4 exons. The record is from RefSeq and is a predicted model, not a curated record.
GUAUAUUUACACUGAAGAAAAAAUAUAUUAAAAAAACACGAGAGGUCAAUCGUAAGUUCUGAACAAGACAUUGAGAAAUAAAAUCACAAAUUAUGUUUUAGAGUAUGCUGUAAAACUUGAAAUCCCCACUUGUUUAGUUUGCUGAUGCUGGACAACAGUUGGUAAUAGUUUUGACCUGUUAGUUCCAAAGAUGCCAAGGAUUCCAGAUAGAAGUAAAUUCAAUAUAAUACGCCUAGCUCUGCAUGGUUGUACAAACAGACCUUUCUACCAAAUAGUAGUAUGUAAAAACAGAAAACCAAGAAAUGGACCCUUUAUUGAGAGACUUGGAAGUUAUGAUCCAAUGCCAAAUAAGUUUGGAGAGAGACAUGUAGCUUUAGAUGUAGAUAGAUUUUUUUAUAAUCUUGCCAAAGGGACAAAGAUGACUAAGCCAGUAGAAAAACUGUUUGGUUUAAGUGGACUUUUACCAAUACAUCCUAUGACAUAUAUAGAAGCAGAAAGACUUAGACAAGGAAAGGAUCAAAAGCGUGCUGGUGUUCUUAGGCACUGGAAUAUGGAUGUUUUUGAUUAUUAUGAAGAACAAAAAAAGAAAGUGGAGAAAAUAGAAGCUAGCAAAAAGGAAGCUGCUGAAAAAGCUAAAGACAAUGAGGAAUCAGAAAAUGAAAUUGACAAAGAGAGUGAAAUUUCUUAGCAUUAAAAUUAUCUAAAUGUA